CAAACAUUACAGCGAGAUAGAUAAUAUGUCAGUAUAGUUUAACUUGAUUUACGUGCCAUGCUUUAUGAAGAGUAACCAAGAGAGAAUACGUCUGGCCUAUUUGCUAUUUUGUAAGCAAAUGUUUUAUAUCUGCAUAUUAAACAGUGUAUGAACAGUUUAUACAAUGAGUUAAUUAGUGUAAAUAUUUGUUUCAAUGAUGAUGAAUUUCAUUAUAAAUGGUGGGAAUAUUAUGUAGCGAAUAAAGCCGCUGUGAGAAGGAUUAUUUGCUUAAGUUGAAAAAAUGCAAGCAGUUUUCGAAAGCGGAAAACAAAACUCCAUGACUUUGUUCAAAAUGCCUUGUUAGAACAAUUUUAAGUGGACACAUACUUCAUGAAGAUUGGGUAUCAAAUAGGUCAUUGUGUUUACUGCAAUAAGUCGCAAACAUUUAACGAAAAUGUGUGAAACAAAUGGCGACUUAGACAAUGUUACUUUAGCAAUGAGGGAGAAUCCGGUGGAUGUUUUAAAUUCGUCUUGCGGAAAUAUAACACAAGAUGGCGGCUACGCGGGAAAUUCUUCACGUGGUGGUGGUAACGGCAGAAGUUUCGCUAGUUAUCAAAAAUUUUCAUGUGGUUACUGCGACACAGCAUGUAUAUACAGCGCCAUUGAGACAUUGUUUAUCAUUGGAAUAGUGGCAAACAUGUUUGUUAUAACACGAGUCGUUCGUGAUCGGAAGUUACGUGACCCGACAUUUGUUGCUAUAGCAGCUUUAGCUAUUUCUGAUUUAUUGUUUCUUACUCUAAAUCUGACAACAUCAUUUGAAAGAGUUAUCUUAUCUGUCACGUGCUCAUCUCCAGUUAUAAUUAGUUCACCAUAUUAUAUUCUGAAAUCCGUUUUCUGGUUCUCCGCAAAUACACACGUGGCUUUGCUGGCAGUUUUGAGGUAUAUUACGUUGGCUUAUCCUUUAAUAGCUAAUGCGUUUCUAACAAUUAAAAAGGUGAUAAUAUCGUCUGUAGUUGUGUGGAUAAUUGGAACAAUAAUUACAGGAAGUCUAACAGCACUUAUUGGAGCACGAAUUAUUCUGGCUGGACGAUCCCAGGAAUUUUUGCUAUUUUUAUGGCUAUCGGUUUACUUUUUACCAUUGAUUAUAAUAUGCGUUCUUCAUAUUUUGAAAAUAUUCCUGGUCAAAGGUUCCAUAACUGUCACAACAACUGAAACUACCCGGAUGUCGAUACAGCGCAUGUCAAAAAUAGUUAUUGUUGUUAUCGUAAUGGCGGCUGUUCUUCCAUUACCGAGACUUAUACAUAAAUGCUUAAAACUUGCUGGACGAGAUGUAUAUCCACCUAGUGAUUUUCGAACACAUUUUGGUGAAAUUGCGGAUUGUUUAUUUCUUAUAAACAAUUUCAUCAAUCCGUUCAUUUAUGGAUUUAUGUCUGAAAAGUUUCGCGGAAGCUUAAAGGCGAUGUUCUCUUGUUUACCUGGGGUUAAUGAGGACAGUAUUGUCACGUCUGAUACACCAUUGUCAUCAAGAAAGAUGAAUUACAAUCUAGGGGAAAUGCCGAGAAAAUACAGUUACGCUGAUAGUUUGGACAGUGUUAAUGGUGUGUAACUAAACUGAUAUCUUAUUGUUGAUAUUCUUUAAUGGUAUCAACAUAUAUAUCUAUACCGUGUGCUACUAUAUAUAAUAACACAAUACAAACAAAGAUAUCGUUAUAAACAGUAUCAUAUGUAAAGUGAUAUAAUGUGCUACAAUGUAAAUAGACUAAUGUAUGAUUGAUAUCAAAUGCUGAAAUACUGUGCUACAAUUUAAAUUGACUAAUGUAUAAUUGAUAUCAAAUACUGAAAUAACGUGCUACAAUGUAAAUAAACUAAAGUAUAAUUGAUAUCAGUACUGAAAAAAUGUGCUACAAUGUAAAUUAAUUGAAAUAUAAUUGAAAUCAAUACUGUAAUAAUAUGCUACAAUGUAAAUAGACUCAAGUAUAAUUGAUAUCAAAUAUUGAAAUAAUGUGCUGUGCUAUAAUUUAAAGACAUUUUCUACAGUUUUAUGAAAAUUUAAUCCUUUCAUAGAAUUUUCUAAAUUUUUUGUAUGGUUAGUAAAAUUUAAUGGCAAAUUCAAAAAUAAAAAUAAAGAUUUCUUGUAAAAUGGCAGUUUCCAUGGUAACCGUAUAUAUCAAAACUGUCAAAAUAGCCAAACUGUGUUAUAACAAAUAGAAAAUGUAUAAGAUAGCUUAAUACACACAACAAGCAUUGUUAAAUGCAAAGAUAACCUUAUCCAAUGAUUCUGUAUAAAACAAAUGAUAAUCUCAACAUAUUUCUUUAAAAAAUGAGUUUUCCAUGCUUGUAAACUGAAAAAAAUGAGAAAAAUAAACAUGUUUUCUGUGAAUAAUUAAAGAUAUUGAAACAUUUCUUUCAUAGGAUUUUCUAAAAUUUAUGUAUGUUGUGUAAAAUUUAAUGACAAAUUCAAAAAUAAAAAGAAAAAUAUA
Ruditapes philippinarum (Manila clam) is the source of this 2459-nucleotide messenger RNA. RefSeq names its product adrenocorticotropic hormone receptor-like. The transcript has a single exon. NCBI's taxonomy places the organism in Eukaryota, Metazoa, Mollusca, Bivalvia, Venerida, Veneridae. Gene Ontology annotation, cellular component: plasma membrane. Gene Ontology annotation, molecular function: G protein-coupled receptor activity. The coding region runs from base 434 to 1585 and encodes 383 amino acids. The record is from RefSeq and is a predicted model, not a curated record. Gene Ontology annotation, biological process: G protein-coupled receptor signaling pathway.